Molecule: messenger RNA, 3912 nt
Organism: Cuscuta campestris
Lineage: Eukaryota; Viridiplantae; Streptophyta; Magnoliopsida; Solanales; Convolvulaceae
Source: the annotation of a GenBank genome assembly
CUACCCCGUCCCUCUGUAGUUAUAUACGCCUCCGUAUAUAAUACACCUAAUUCAUUACCCGAUAUUAAUUCUGGGUCUGUAUUUGUGCGUUUGGACAUCAUUUUCAGCCAGUCUGGCUAUUAAGAGCACACUAGCUUCCCUCAACUGAGAGUUUAAGAGAGAGAGAGAGAGAGAGAAGAGGGUUGUGCUUUUCUUGGCUGUUCUUCAUAAUGGGCUUCACUCACUGAGAGGGAGAGAGAAGAGGAGUUUUUUUCUUUUCUCUGUUUCUUGGCUGAGAAGGUCCAAUGGAAACCAAAGGGAGGCUAAUUGCUGGGUCACACAACAGGAAUGAGUUUGUGCUCAUCAAUGCUGAUGAGAUUGGAAGGGUGACUUCUGUGAAGGAGUUAAGCGGGCAGAUUUGCCAGAUUUGUGGAGAUGAGAUUGAAAUUACAGAAGACAGAGAGCCAUUUGUUGCUUGCAAUGAAUGCGCAUUCCCGGUUUGUAGACCUUGUUAUGAAUAUGAAAGGAGAGAAGGAAAUCAAGCUUGCCCUCAAUGCAAAACCCGGUACAAGCGCAUAAAAGGGAGUCCUAGAGUUGAAGGAGAUGAAGAAGAGGAUGAAUUUGAUGAUUUGGAUCAUGAGUUUGAUUACCCCGAGCAAAUUACCGAAGCGGGACUAUCUGCUCGCUUUAACGGUGUCAAUUCUCCAUUGGACUCAGACCCCUCUGCUGUUGAGUCAAAAAUCCCUCUACUUACCUAUGGUGAAGAGGAUGAUGGGAUUUCAGCAGACAAACACGCCCUUAUCAUUCCCCCAUUUAUGAGCCGCGGGAAGAGAGUUCAUCCAGUGCCGUUCUCUGAUACUGGAUCAGUGGCAUCAAUGCCACCUCGGCCCAUGGAUCCGAAGAAAGAUUUGGCUGUCUAUGGGUAUGGGACUGUUGCUUGGAAGGAAAGAAUGGAGGAGUGGAAGAAAAAGCAGAGUGAUAAGCUGCAGGUAGUUAAGCAUGAAGGAGAUAAAGGUGGCCGUGACGAGCUGGAUGAUCCCGAUUUGCCUAAGAUGGAUGAAGGCAGACAACCACUUUCAAGAAAGUUAUCAAUUCCCUCAAGCAAACUAAGUCCUUACAGAUUAAUCAUUUUACUCCGUAUGGUGAUUCUUGGGUUCUUUUUCCAUUAUCGAAUUCUCCACCCUGUCAAUGAUGCUUUUGGUUUGUGGCUGACAUCUAUUAUAUGUGAGAUAUGGUUUGCUGUGUCAUGGAUAUUUGAUCAGUUCCCGAAGUGGUUCCCCGUUGUACGGGAAACGUAUCUGGACAGGCUGUCACUAAGGUAUGACAAAGAAGGGAAGCCAUCUGAAUUAGCCUCUGUGGAUGUGUUCGUGAGUACAGUGGACCCCAUGAAAGAACCACCACUGAUUACCGCAAACACCGUUCUCUCAAUCCUUGCUGUUGACUAUCCCGUUGACAAGGUGUCGUGCUAUGUCUCAGACGAUGGUGCUGCCAUGCUCACUUUUGAGGCACUAUCUGAGACAUCCGAGUUUGCGAGGAAAUGGGUCCCAUUUUGCAAAAGAUUCAAUAUAGAGCCUCGGGCACCCGAGUGGUAUUUCUCUCAGAAGAUUGAUUAUCUGAGGAACAAAGUUGAUCCAACUUUCGUGAGGGAACGCCGUGCAAUUAAGAGAGAGUAUGAGGAGUUCAAAGUUCGUAUCAAUGGGCUGGUUGCCAUGGCACAGAAGGUUCCGGAAGACGGGUGGACCAUGCAGGAUGGCACUCCUUGGCCAGGAAACCUCGUCAGGGAUCAUCCCGGAAUGAUUCAGGUUUUCUUGGGCCAUGAUGGUGUCCGUGACAUUGAGGGCAAUGAAUUGCCUCGCCUCAUUUAUGUUUCUCGUGAGAAGAGGCCGGGUUUUGAGCAUCACAAGAAGGCCGGUGCCAUGAAUUCAUUGGUGCGGGUGUCAGCUGUCAUCUCAAAUGCUCCCUAUAUGCUCAAUGUCGACUGCGACCACUACAUCAAUAACAGCAAGGCACUCCGAGAAGCCAUGUGUUUCAUGAUGGACCCACAGUCUGGGAAAAAGAUAUGCUAUGUCCAGUUUCCACAAAGGUUUGAUGGUAUAGAUCGUCAUGACAGAUACUCAAACCGCAACGUCGUCUUCUUUGAUAUAAAUAUGAAAGGACUAGAUGGGAUACAAGGGCCGAUAUAUGUUGGAACGGGAUGUGUGUUUAGGAGGCAAGCUCUUUAUGGAUAUGAUGCCCCGAAAAAGAAGAAACCUCCGGGCAAAACAUGCAACUGUUUGCCAAAGUUGUGUUGCUGCUGUUGUUCUCAGUCUAGAAAGAAGACGAAAGGAAAAUCCAAGGACAAAAAGAAGACUAAAAGCAAGGAAACUUCCCCUCAAAUUCAUGCUCUCGAGAACAUCGAAGAAGGAAUUGAAGGAAUUGAGAGUGAAAAGGCAGCACUUAUGCCCCAAGUGAAACUCGAGAAAAAGUUUGGUCAGUCGCCGGUUUUUGUUGCAUCUACACUCCUUGAGGACGGCGGUAUUCCUCCGGGAACUACAUCAGCAUCCCUUCUCAAAGAAGCCAUCCACGUCAUCAGUUGCGGUUACGAGGAUAAAACAGAAUGGGGCAAAGAGGUUGGAUGGAUUUAUGGAUCGGUUACUGAGGAUAUCUUAACGGGCUUCAAAAUGCAUUGUCACGGGUGGAGAUCGGUCUACUGCAUGCCCCAGAGGCCCGCAUUCAAAGGUUCGGCUCCCAUUAAUCUUUCUGACCGUUUGCACCAGGUUCUCCGGUGGGCUUUGGGAUCCGUUGAGAUUCUGCUGAGCAGACAUUGCCCGAUUUGGUAUGGGUACAGGUGUGGCCUCAAAUCUCUGGAACGGUUUUCCUACAUAAACUCUGUCGUUUAUCCUUUGACCUCCGUGCCGUUGCUUAUCUAUUGUACGCUGCCUGCUGUGUGCCUCCUCACCGGCAAGUUCAUUGUUCCCGAGAUUAGUAACUAUGCAAGUAUCGUCUUCAUUGCCAUGUUCCUAUCGAUUGCGGCGACGAGUAUCAUGGAGAUGCAAUGGGGAGGAGUGAGCAUAGACGACUGGUGGAGGAACGAGCAGUUCUGGGUGAUCGGAGGCGUCUCCUCCCACUUCUUUGCACUAUGGCAAGGUCUCCUCAAGGUCAUAGCCGGCGUGGACACCAACUUCACCGUCACGUCGAAGGCGGCCGACGACGGGGACUUUGCCGACCUGUACAUCUUCAAGUGGACGACGCUGUUGAUCCCGCCCACGACACUCCUCAUCAUCAACAUCAUCGGCGUCAUCGUCGGGGUCUCGGAUGCCAUCAACAACGGGUACGACUCGUGGGGCCCGCUCUUCGGUAGGCUGUUCUUCGCCCUGUGGGUCAUCGUCCACCUCUACCCGUUCCUCAAGGGUCUGAUGGGGAAACAAAACGGUGUGCCCACCAUCAUCGUCGUCUGGUCCAUCCUCCUCGCCUCCAUCUUCUCCCUCUUGUGGGUCCGGAUAAACCCGUUUGUGUCGAGGGACGGGCUCGUGCUCGAAGUGUGCGGGUUGGACUGCGAGUGAGGCGGGGCCCACUUUUGUUCGGAGACGACGACGGCGGCCGUAGUGGUGUUGGGGUUGGGUUGUGUACAGACAGACACAUUCAAAUCUUUGUUUUUUGUGGAAAGCUUUUUUAAUUCAUUCUUUAGAUACAGAGUAUGUGUUGGUGGCUUGCUGCACAAGGAACAUAUAUUAUUAUUUAUUUAUAGGACCUCUGCCUCAUAAAUUAUGGAGUGUAUCUCUUUCUAAAAUAAAAAAAAGAAAGAAAAAAAAAGAAAAGGAAAGAAAAGAGAACUUCCACUGUAUUUUUCCUCCUUUGUAACCCAAAGAACCUUUGUCCAAUGUUUGUUCACAUGAUCAUUUUGGUUUGUUUUCUUUUCAAUAUUUUGUAUUGGAAUAGAUGUGAGUUCUUAUA